Messenger RNA from Sus scrofa (pig), 2922 nucleotides. NCBI's taxonomy places the organism in Eukaryota, Metazoa, Chordata, Mammalia, Artiodactyla, Suidae. The record is from RefSeq and is a predicted model, not a curated record.
CCGGAAAGCCCCGGUUCGGCCGGCCUGAGCUGCGGCCCGUGGCCCAUUGUCCGGCGGUCCGUCUGUCCGUAGGCGGGGCCCAGGGACCCGGAGAGCCGCGGAGCGCGGAGGCGCCGGAUACAAAUCACUGGGAUUCAGGCAAAUUAACUUUGCUCCGUGGGAACUGCACCAGAGCUGGAGGUGUGAAGUCUCACUGGGUACCAUCUGCUUGGUUCCCCAUUUGGCCACUAGGAGGAUUGUGAGAUGCAGUGGACACUGGCGAUUUAAAUAUGCAGAUGGUCUGAAAAAGAACUGUGUUUGAUAUGCAGAUAUGAUAGAAGACUGCCUGAAAGCUGCUUCCUUUACCACUUCCUGUGGAGGCCUGUCUUUGCCAUUUGCGGUUUCUUUCUUCUUUUGGUAAGGGAAGGCAGGAUCUGAUUACAGGUCUGAGGUCCUUUCUAGCUACAGAGAGGAGUUAGUUGGCAUAACAGGAGGUGAGUCUUCACUAACUAGAGUGCAAAGUAUAGCUGGUAGUAAGUAGUCUCUCGUAAUUCCUCUUAAGGCAAUAAGCUACAAUUUUAUAUUUGCUUAUUCAGUGCAAGUACAAUUUGAGAAGGCAGGAACUGGAAGAAAAGGUAGAGGAUGACCAGAUCCAUGUUCUUGUUUUUAGUAGGAAAGAGAAAAAUCUUUCUUUUUAAUCUUUAUCUGUUUAUUGCCUCUAUCCUUCAAAGAAAAUUCAUAGCUUCCAUUACUAAUCCAUUUCAGACUCUCUAAUACCACCUAAUGCUGGGAAAAUCUUUCCUAUAACUAACCAGGUACCUCCAGGCUGAAGUAUCUCUUCCCUCCUAUUUCAUGGAAGCAGGUGCAUGUCUCUGCAGCACUUCUCAUCUGGGGACCUUUUCUCUUUAUUCUUCCUACAUAGAGGCUGGAUUGAGAAGAGGCACUAAAGUUAUUAACUUUGACCACUGCUCAGAAACAUGUGAGCAGGUUCAGGCUGAUGUUUCACAUUGGGGUGUUGAAUAAGUACUCAACAAUGUGGACAGCACUUGGCUCUUCUGGUGAAAGUGCAUCUUCAGCAUUGCAAGUCUGAUUUGCUUUAGUGCCCUGUCAUCCUCAGUGCCUAGCACUGUGUCCGCAUCACUAGACAGAGGCUCUUUUUCUCAUGUUUUCAUUUACAGAGCCUAAGAGUUUUGAGAUGUUUCCUGUCCCACAAGGAUAUGAUGCCUUUGUCACCUCCGGGAGAGAUAACUUGAAAAAAACAUCUGGAGGCUCCCAUUGGUGCAGAUUGCAGGGCUUGAUUUCAGAGGGCAUGUGACAUGUUAGCACCUUGCAAGGAGAUAGUAACAUCCAGUCCUGAAACUGGGAAAGACCAGAGCUCUUGGAUCAGAGAAACAUGUCCCGUCGGAAACAGACAAAUCCAAAUAAAGUUCACUGGGAUCAAGUAUUUGCUGGGCUAGAAGAGCAAGCCCGCCAGGCGAUGAUGAAAACUGAUUUUCCUGGAGACCUUGGCAGUCAGCGACAAGCUAUCCAACAACUAAGAGAUCAGGACUCCAGUAGCAGUGACAGUGAGGGUGAUGAAGAGGAGACCACACAAGAUGAAGUUUCUUCCCACACAUCAGAGGAAGAUGGAGGGGUGGUCAAAGUGGAAAAAGAGUUAGAAAAUGCAGAACAGCCUGUUGGUGGGAACAAAGUGGUAGAGCAUGAGGUCACAGAGAAUUUGAAUUCUGACCCCUUACUUGGGCUCUGCCAGUGUCCCCUCUGCCAGCUAGACUGUGGGAGUCGGGAGCAGCUGAUUGCGCACGUAUACCAGCACACUGCAGCAGUGGUCAGCGCCAAGAGCUAUAUGUGUCCUGUCUGUGGCCGGGCCCUUAGCUCCCCAGGGUCAUUGGGUCGCCACCUCUUAAUCCACUCGGAGGACCAGCGGUCUAACUGUGCUGUGUGUGGAGCCCGCUUCACCAGCCAUGCCACAUUUAACAGCGAGAAGCUUCCCGAAGUCCUUAAUAUGGAAUCCCUGCCCCCAGCCCACAGUGAGGGCCCCUCCAGUGCCGAGGGGAAGGACAUUGCCUUUAGUCCUCCAGUGUACCCUGCUGGAAUUCUGCUUGUGUGCAACAACUGUGCUGCCUACCGGAAGCUGCUAGAAGCGCAGACCCCCAGUGUACGCAAGUGGGCCCUGCGUCGACAGAACGAGCCUUUGGAAGUCCGGCUGCAGCGGCUGGAACGAGAGCGCACAGCGAAGAAGAGCCGGCGGGACAAUGAGACCCCCGAGGAGCGGGAGGUAAGGCGCAUGAGGGACCGGGAAGCCAAGCGCCUACAGCGCAUGCAGGAGACGGAUGAGCAGCGGGCACGCCGGCUGCAGCGAGAUCGGGAGGCCAUGAGACUGAAGCGCGCCAAUGAAACCCCGGAGAAGCGGCAGGCCCGGCUCAUCCGGGAGCGGGAGGCCAAGCGGCUCAAGAGGAGGCUGGAGAAAAUGGACAUGAUGUUGCGAGCUCAGUUUGGCCAGGACCCUUCUGCCAUGGCAGCCUUAGCAGCUGAGAUGAACUUUUUCCAGCUACCUGUGAGUGGGGUGGAGUUGGACAGCCAGCUUCUGGGAAAGAUGGCCUUUGAAGAGCAAAACAACAGCUCUCUGCACUGAACCGUACCCUCCUGCCUGCCUCCCCAGCCACCCCAGCCCACAGGGAUUCAUGCUCCAGCCUCCCACAGGGCUCCGUCCUUGCUGCCGGAGGCAGGCUUGAGUGUGUUGCAGGUGGACCUGUGUACCCCUUGCAUGUGGGAGCAGGAUGAUGGGGUCAGGAGGGACCUGGCUCAAGGCAGCUAUGGGCGAGGGAGCAGGCACUCCAGAGAGCCGGACUCCCCGCCCUCUGCUGCAGGGCAUGCACGUAGGACUGGAGCCCCCUGCGCAGCCUCCCAGUCGAGGGCAAAUAAAUUAAUUUUAUCUUUUCUGGC